Molecule: messenger RNA, 1274 nt
Organism: Plectropomus leopardus (leopard coralgrouper)
Lineage: Eukaryota; Metazoa; Chordata; Actinopteri; Perciformes; Serranidae
Gene: haao
Product: 3-hydroxyanthranilate 3,4-dioxygenase
Biological process (GO): 'de novo' NAD+ biosynthetic process from L-tryptophan; quinolinate metabolic process
Cellular component (GO): cytoplasm
Molecular function (GO): 3-hydroxyanthranilate 3,4-dioxygenase activity; iron ion binding
Source: RefSeq, a predicted model, not a curated record
UUGUGCAAAGCAGUCAGGUCAGCAGACUGGUCAGAGCGGCUUCAUACUGCAGCAGACAGCUUAUACAGUUUCAAAAAUGAGUGUUGUGAAUGUGGACCGCUGGAUUGAGGAGAACAAAAAUGCUUUUCUGCCUCCAGUGUGCAACAAGCUCAUGCACUUUUCUCAGUUGAAUGUCAUGUUUGUUGGAGGUCCAAACACCAGGAAGGAUUAUCACAUAGAGGAAGGGGAGGAGCUGUUCUACCAGGUGAAGGGGGACAUGUGUGUAAAGGUGGUAGAAAAUGGGAAACACAAGGAUGUACACAUAAAGGAGGGAGAGAUGUUCCUGCUCCCAGCUCGGAUCCCCCACUCCCCACAGAGACAGGCCAACACUGUGGGGCUGGUGGUGGAGAGGAGACGGCUGCUGACUGAGACUGACUGCCUGAGGUACUAUGUGGACAACACUACUGACAUCCUGAUGGAGAAAUGGUUUUACUGUCAGGACCUCGGAACCCAACUGGUGCCAAUUAUCAAAGAGUUCAUGGCAUCAAAGCAGUUCAAAACAGGAAAACCUGAUCCCAACGUAGUCUUUGGAGAACCUGCGUUCCAGAUGAACACCAUGAAUGUGAUGACGCCCUUCUCCUUCAAAGACUGGCUGGACAAACAGAGGCCAGCCCUGGCCAGCAGAGGGCUCGUCAACAUGUUUGGAGCUCAGUUUGAGACAGAGGUGAUGGUGUUUGGACCCGGGCGGACCGAGGCGUCAGUACGGCAAAGUGAUGUGUGGAUUUGGCAACUGGAGGGAUCCUCAAGAGUAACAGUGAACGAGCAGGAGUUCAGUCUGUCUGCAGGAGACAGUUUACUUGUUCCUGAACAGAGCCAGUACCAGUGGCAUAGAGAUGAGGGGACUGUUGCCCUGUUUGUGGUUCAAAACCCUGAGCGGAAGAGACCCUGAGCAUCACCUGCAAAUUCUCUCACACACACGCACACACACACAUCACAGUAUUGUGUAUAUGUGGGCAACAGAACUCAGUAUUACAUGUAGUAGUGAAAAUAAGACAGUUUAUAAUCGCACGCAGUAAGUAUUGUAAAUCAUGCACUCAUUGAAGUUCAACACUAAUAUAUGUUAAUAAAAAUGAGCAUUGACCCACUUCCGUACUGAUAAACACCAGAAGCAACUGAACUUAAAACUGUAAAUUGCACUCUGUUGUUUUAACAAAAACACUAAUCUUAUCAGUGUACAUCGUUUCUAUUUCAAUUUAUGAAAGAAGUCAAAAGAAUAAAUAAGUGUCAAGAUAAAA